Sclerotinia sclerotiorum 1980 UF-70 is the source of this 804-nucleotide messenger RNA. RefSeq lists its product as hypothetical. Lineage: Eukaryota; Fungi; Ascomycota; Leotiomycetes; Helotiales; Sclerotiniaceae. Gene Ontology annotation, molecular function: protoporphyrin ferrochelatase activity; precorrin-2 dehydrogenase activity. The record is from RefSeq and is a predicted model, not a curated record. Gene Ontology annotation, biological process: siroheme biosynthetic process. Bases 1 to 804 code for a protein of 267 amino acids. The transcript is spliced from 3 exons.
AUGGGUGAAGAAAAAUUUCCUGAAAUCGAGGGUGGCGGUUCAUUGAUACUGGCAUGGCAAAUCAAGAAUAAAAGAGUAUUGGUAGUUGGAGGCGGAGAGGUGGCAGCAGGUCGGAUUUUGAACGUGUUGAAUGCAGAUGCAAAGGUUACCGUCGUAUCACCUCGGGCAGGCCUAAACCCAGAAGUUGCAUAUCGAGUAGAAAAGGGGCAAGUAGAUUUUGUGGAUAGAAAGUUCCAACCUUCCGACCUCGAUAAUGUUGAUAUGGUCUUGACUGCUGUUGAUGACCCGGAAGCAUCUUCACAGAUCUGGAAGUUAUGCAAAGAAAGGAAAAUAGCAGCAAAUAUCGCAGAUGUGCCACCCGAGUGUGACUUCUAUUUCGGAAGCGUUCAUCGAGAUGGACCUCUACAAAUCAUGGUUAGCACGAAUGGGAAAGGUCCACGAUUUGCCAAUAUUGUAAGGAGGCAAAUAGCUUCAAAUUUGCCAAACAAUAUUGGUGAAGGGAUAGAAAAAAUUGGGAAAUUAAGGCAAAUGCUCAGGAAGGUCGCACCAGGACCGGAAGAAGGGCCAAAGAGGAUGUCAUGGAUGAUCAGAGUCAGCGACGCUUACAGUUUAGAGGACCUACAUGAGAUGAACGAAGAAGACAUGGAGCUGUUACUAAGAUUUUACGCUCCCAAUCAAGUCCCACUAUUCAAAUGUUUACAGAAAAUGAAAGAUAAGUCGUGGGACGUAGGUUGUCUACGGCCAUUGAAAGGUGAGGAGGAGGCUUUCGAUGGCUCCUGGGGAUUUUCUGUAGGAUGGGCUUGA